Messenger RNA from Quercus lobata, 2371 nucleotides. RefSeq lists its product as uncharacterized. The record is from RefSeq and is a predicted model, not a curated record. The transcript has 7 exons. NCBI's taxonomy places the organism in Eukaryota, Viridiplantae, Streptophyta, Magnoliopsida, Fagales, Fagaceae. The coding region runs from base 54 to 1994 and encodes 646 amino acids.
AUAGGGAUCAUAAAUUUCGUAAGCAAAAAAACUCAUUUGAUGGGCAUGUUGAUAUGAGAUCAGCUCCUAUUACAAUAUCCGGAGGGGAAAUCAUGUUACAAACGGAUGCUGUAGCCGAUCAUGUGUUUGGGAAGAAAAAAGUUAAUUUGACCAAUAAAAGAAAAAGAGGGGAGGAAUCAUUAACUGUGUGGAAGAAGAGAAGUAUACUUUUUACCUUGCCGUAUUGGGAGGACCAUAUGUUGCGUCACAAUCUUGAUGUGAUGCACAUUGAAAAGAAUGUAGUCGAUAAUAUAAUUGGUACAUUAUUGAACUUGGAUGGCAAGACAAAGGAUAAUUUGAAGGCACGUCAAGAUUUAAAGGAUAUGGGUAUAAGAAGUGGACUUCACUUGGAAAAGUUUGGGAAUGAUCAGACACGUAUGCCACAUGCUUGCUACCAUAUGAAUGCUAGUGAAAAAGAUGGUUUUUUGCAAGUUUUGAAAGAUGUAAGAGUGCCAGAUGGAUAUUCUUCGAACAUCUCACGUUGCGUUAAACUUAAAGAACGCAAAAUUAGUGGGUUGAAGAGCCACGAUAAUCACAUCUUAAUGCAACAACUUUUUCCAAUAGCAAUACGCGGAUCUUUGCCCCCUGAAGUGAGUAGGAGUUUAAUUGACUUAUCUUGUUUCUUUAGGGAGAUAUGUUCUAAAGUACUAAAUGUGGAGGAACUUGGGGCUCUAGAGAAGAGAAUUGCAGUGACAUUGUGCGAGUUGGAAAGGAUAUUCCCUCCCUCUUUCUUUACAGUGAUGGUGCAUCUAGUCAUGCAUUUGGCUAGUGAAGCCAAAGUUGCUGGCCCAGUUCAUUAUCGUUGGAUGUAUCCUAUUGAGAGGUACUUAUCAAGACUUAAAUCUUACGUGCAUAAUAAAACCUAUCCAGAAGGUUCCAUUGCAGAAGGGUAUAUAGCAGAGGAAUGUUUGACAUUCUGCUCACGCUAUUUUAAAUCUGUUGAAACUGCAUUCAAUCGGCCUGUAAGGAAUGUUGAGGAAUCCAUGGGUGCGGUGGUAAGCAUUACACUAGAUUCAAAUUCAUGGAUCCAAGCACAUCGUUAUGUGUUAUUCAAUUGUGCAGAAAUAACCCCAUUUCGCGAUAUACACAUAGCGGAGAUCAAGGCUGGUUUGCCUUUUGAUGUGAGUGAUAAUGUUAUUCAAAAGCAGCAUAUAGAGGAAUUCUGCAGUUGGUUUAGGGAAUAUGUGAUGUCAAGGGAUGCCUCUGAGAGAAAGGAACUCUCUGAUAAAGUUAGAUGGUUUUCUCGAUAUCCAGAUAAUGAAGCAAAACGGUUCAAGCGUUAUGUCCUAAAUGGUUUGAAGUUUCGCACCAAAGAUUCUGAGACAGCUAGGAAAACUCAAAAUAGUGGAGUUUGUGUUGUUACUGAAGGUGGUGCUACUUAUUAUGGUGUACUAAUCGAUAUUAUUGAGUUAAACUAUUCUGAUAAGUAUCGAUAUGUAUUAUUCAAAUGUCAAUGGGCUGAUGUUAUUAGUGGGAGAGGAUGCAAAAAAGAUGACUUUGGAUUUCCCCUUGUUAAUUUUUCAAGAUUGAUACACACGGGUGAUCGAUUGAUUGACGAACCUUAUGUAUUAGCAUCUCAAGCUUUGCAAGUAUUUUACGUGGAGGAUGUGAGACAUAAAGAUUGGAUGGUGGUGGUCAAAACAAAACCUAGAGAGGUGUUUGAUGUUGGUAUUGAAGUUGUAGAUGAUGAUGAAGAAGUGGAUACAUAUAUGGAGAAUGUCCCUUAUAAUGUAACUACUGAUGAUGCAUGUGAUGAUGCAAAUGACAAUCAUGCUUGGGCUCGAGUUAAUGAAGAAGGAACCAUUUAUGAUACACCAUUGAUUAGUGAGGAUGAAUUGCUUGAACAAGAUUUUAUUGAUGAUGAAGAGCUUAGUGAUGAUGUUUAUCAGUCUACUGAUGAUGAGUCCAAUGAUGAUGAAUCUAGUGAUGAUGACUUUAGUGACUUUGACUCUUGAAAUGGGAAAACGAAAGACAAAGCUGCGCACUCGUUCCAAGAGUGUAACAUUGGAAAGAGCUUCUUCACAAGAUGUGGAUGAAGUGGGGAAUCAAGAAAUACAUGAAGCUUUUACACAAGAUGUGCAGCCUCCUGUACGUGUUACUCGUGGGCCAAGCAAGUACUUGGAUAUUUGGGAUCUUCCCGAUGAAGAAGAAAUUGAGUUGCCGCUAAAUAGUAUGCAUCAGCCAGUUGAUGAGGGGGCGAGGACUUUCACUGGUUUCUUGGGUACGAUUGCGCGGAAACCUCACAUGUGCCCGAUAAGAUUUCUUAAUUGGAAGAAGGUAGCAGAAGAAUUUAAAGAAGAGUGUUGGCGUCUUGUAGAGCGAAAAUACAGUG